Haliotis rufescens (red abalone) is the source of this 1895-nucleotide messenger RNA. RefSeq lists its product as uncharacterized. Bases 251 to 1369 code for a protein of 372 amino acids. NCBI's taxonomy places the organism in Eukaryota, Metazoa, Mollusca, Gastropoda, Lepetellida, Haliotidae. The transcript has 8 exons. The record is from RefSeq and is a predicted model, not a curated record.
AGAAGUUCUGUACACUGCAUGUAACAUUUAGCGGCGUCUAAGUCGUUGCAAGGAAUCGAAGCUCCACACACAUAUCAUCGUCUGCACUCCUCGACAUGUGUUUGUUGUUUUCGUGAUGACAAGAUGAGAGGAAAGUGUAUAUAGAUCGGGCGGAUCUGGGAUUAAGAACAUAAGGAAAAUAUGAACACUUGUUGUUCUUAAGCCACAGUCUACAUCAAGCAAGAAUAAUUUUCAAGAAUUGUUGAUAUCAAUGGCAAAACAUUUGAUAAGGUCGACAGCCUGGCACAGAAAAUGUCUUUAUCAAAUAAACUUGAGAAAUAGCCAUGAAACAACCAUCGACCUCCUUUAUCCAAAUUCCUCAAAACUGCAGGAUAAUUCAGUAUUACAUGUGAGGAGGAGACCAAUGUGUACAUCGUCACUGCCUUCAAGCUGGUUCCACAAGUAUCAGAUAGUACAGAAGAGUGUGCUAGAUGGUGACACUGACAUUGAAUGUACUGUGAGUGUUAUUGACACCCACCGUGGAGCCACAGACAAGCCGAUUGUGUUUGGGGUCCAUGGACUGCCGGGCCAGGGGGAUGACUUUGAGCCACUCAUCUCUCGGCUACAUGAGAGAGGAGUCCGUGUUGUCGCACCAACAUUUCCAGGUUUUGAAGGAAGCCUACUUGAAACAUGGCAGCUGAAUCACUUUGACUUUACAACUCAAGGAAGAGCACGCGUCGUCAAAACUCUAUUAGACACUAUGGAUAUCCACAGAGUUGACAUGCUGUUGAGCCACAGUGCUGGAGCCUGGGUGAGCUACAAGGUCCUGGCUGAGUGGGACAUGUUCAAAUCUGCUGGCCUCCUGAGUCCGGUUGGAGCAAGACCACACAGAGUUAUCCGUCCACACUUCAUCAUUAAGGUCUUGUCUGCACUGCUUCGUGUUGAAGCUGGGCAUCCUGUUGCUCUGCCUUUGUUAAGUAGAAUCUACAACAGUGUGGGGUUUUCUGGAAUUAAGACAGGAACACAUUUAGUUGCAGCCCAGCAUAUGGUAGCAGGGCCUCAGUUUCACAAUGUUGCCAGCCAUGCCCAGCAGAUUAGGAGGAAGAAGGUGCCAUUGUUUAUAGCCCACUCACUCAGUGACAAGCUUCUAGAGUGGGAGAUUCCAUUUGAGGUCAUCAGCAAGCAUCUCCACAUCCCCCAGCAGAACAUUGUACAGUAUGCUGACAACAGUGUACCAUCCAAGGAUCCUCUCCCAGCUUGUGUAGACGACUGGAUGGUGCGGGUCCUGCUGUUUGAAAGGGGAGGCCACAUUGUACAUAAACCUCACUGUGAUAUAAUAGUGGACCAAGUGCUGAGUAUACUGCAGCACCUGAACCCAGCCUCAUCAUGAUGGCCUGUUAAUCAUGUGCUGUGGAUGUAUGAUCCUUUGUUAUAGCAAUGUAUAUAUCUCAUAUUGCAAUAGUGAGUAAUCUAUUGAUAUUUAUUAGCUGAAUGGAACUGAGACAGAAAGCAGGUUUCUGACCAUCCAAGCUCCCUUUUCUCCAAAACAGCAGAAUUUGUCUGUCCUAUCAUUACAGUCAUUAUGAUGAGUUUAUAUUUUUUCUAAAUCAAAAUGGCCACCACAAUGUGUCAGUUACAGCAUUCAUGCAGACCUCUUCCUCUGUAAAGUCAUACCAGCUGACUUUCACAUGUAUAUUAACUGAAAGAAUGUUUUGAAUGAUUGAUCUAUCAACGUCUCUGUUCAAGUAUACAAAAGUAUCAAAACGUUUUCACUAAAUGUUCAGAAAACUUGAAAAAUAUCAAUGGAAACACAUUGUACUCAAUUUCAAGGUGGGGUGUGUGGGUAUUAUGGUUUCCAAAUUAUCCCAACCACACACACAGGUUUUAUGUUACUGAAUAAAGAAGAGCUUGUCUGA